GUGUUGUUGGAAGUGGGGGGAAAGUGAUCGUGGGUGAUAUUUUCACAUUGGCUGUAGUUUUUUUGAAAAGAGGAGGGCGGAGAAAAGAAAGGAAUUCAGAGGCUCUUUACCCCCCCGAGGCUCGACUCACUUUAACCGCGCCAACUACCCAGGGGGGGUGACAUGGGUGGAGCUGCCAUGUUCACUAUGCUGAAAACCUGAGGAAAAAAAUUGCAAUAUCGCUGCUGAGGAAACCUGCCACCCCCACUCAUGACUUUCUACUGUGAACCGUUGGUUGGUGUGCUGCAAACUCUGUGAUGGACAAUCGUGAUGAUGAAGGUGAGCAGCACCACAGCACGAUGGUGGCAGAGGCAGGCAGCACGACGGGGGACAGCACCCCUCCCACAAAACGCAAGGGCAAGUUCUCCAGUCUUGGCAAGAUCUUCAAGCCGUGGAAAUGGCGUAAGAAGAAAAGCAGUGAGAAGUUCAAGGAAGCAUCAGAAGAACUGGAGAGAAGGAUGUCGACGAGGCGUACCCGACAGGAGCUUAUAGAACAGGGAGUGCUGAAGGAGGUGCCGGACAAUGAUGGAGCGUCCCAAAGCCUGAAGCACCCCUACGUGAAGAAUGGUCACACUCUGCCUGUGAGUGGAGGAGGGGGUGUGAAUGCUGGACGGAGCAACCAGGGCAAAGCCCCCUCUGAUUCGGACUUUAGGAUAAACCCUACCUGGCUCCCCCAGACGGACGACCAUAGGGGCCGAUCUCCCUCAGAUGGUGAUCGACGGAGAGUUCCGUCCUCCAGGGGUUCUGGACCGCCGGAAGAAGUCCAGAGAGGAAGUGGUUUAAUGGGAACUCGAGUACACGGGGAGAACGAGUGGAAGUCUAACAUGGCCUGGCAAGGACAGGUUCACAAUCAGAUGAGCGACGGCCAAACUGGGGGCCAGCUUCUCCCUGAAAAUGGACAGAGGAGACCUGGGCUGCAGAAAGCUCCAUCAGAGGAUGGCAGGAGGAGUCGGCAGACUGAUGUGGACUGGAAGCCCACGCUCCCGCGUCAUGCGUCUGCUGAAGAGGGACGGGCUCGUAGAGAGUCAGACAGCCAUUUUGCCCCUGACCCUGAAACCCUGAGAGAUACUCUUCGUGAACCUCUGCCGCCUAAACAGUCCAUCAUGCCUCCAAAGUGGCUGAUAAGCUCCACGCCCGAACCCGGCAGCGAGGGACCGUCUCGCCCCCCAUCCAACCAUCCACCGGCCCAGUACCAGACCUCCUCUUCCUCCUCGGGUGCCGCGUCUAAGCCUACAAGGAACGUCUCCUCUGCGGGUGCGAGUACCCAGCAGUCCUCAUCGGCGGCAUCGUCGUCAUCCACCACUCAGGCCGCCAAGCAGCCGCCUUUACCUCCGCCCAAGCCGGUGAACAGGGGCAACCCGGGCGUGCUGGUCUCCGCCCUGCAGGGGGGAGAGAAUGCACAGCUUCCGCUCUACUGGUCCUGCUGGAAGCGAGAGUGCGAGUAUGAUGUCUAUCUAUCCCUGCCUGUCUACCUGUGCCGGCGGGCUGGAGGCCUGCGCUCAGAUGUCACACAAGGCCCGGGGGGUCUUGUCCCAGCCAAGCCCUCCCCACCGAUGCCCCCAAAGAGAACCACACCCGUCACCAAACGCAACUCGGAGGAUCCGUCUACUUCAGGCCAUCCCAUCCCCCCCUCGCCGCUUUCUGUCGAGGAGCACAGCUCCGUGAGCUUUCAGCUGCCACCCCCUCCUGCCUCUCCUCCGCUGCCAGCGCACAUACCCCCCUCUCCGCCGCGCCAACACAUGCACACUCACCACCUCCACCAUCAGCACUCUUAUCCGCACCCGCUGCCCCAGCCCAUACCCAUCUUGUUUGAUCCACCGAGCCCUACCGUCGAGUCUCCCCAGCGCCAAGCUCCCAUUCCACUGCAUAUCAUGAUCCAGAGAGCUCUGUCCAGUCCUGGCCCAAUUCAACCCAACCCGGACGGGUCACAGCGUGCGCACAGCUUGCUCUUUGAAACGCCUCCUGAUUACCAAGCAGACCGAGGUCGCCCGCUUCCUGUCAGCAUCCAACCACUGAAACUGUCUGAGGACGACUACUCCGAAGAGGAUGAGGAAGAGGAGGACGAUGAUGAUGAUGAGGAAGAGGAGUACGACGGGGAGAUCCCCCAGCCAGAGCUUGAGCCACGGAGUCGCCGAGGCUUGGUCGGCGAUGUCGGAAUAUGUGUCAUUCCCAGUGGAGACGAUGACAACGAGGAAGAUGAGGAGCAAGAUGACGAGGAUGAUGACGAGCACGGCCUGCACCGAGAGGACAGCGACUCGGACGGUCCUGUGCGUUAUAGAGAUGAUGAAUCCGAUGAGGAUGAAGAGGAAGAACCCCCACUGAGUGCCCUGGCCAGCAGAGUGAAGAGGAAAGACACUCUGGCUUUGAAGCUGAACAGCCGUCCCUCUGCACCUGACAGGGACAGAUUUUCGCAGGAGAGAAGUGCCAGAGAUGACACUCCUCUGCCACCGGGACAGACCGGCCUCACCUGGCAGAGCAGGGAGCAGUGGGAGGCCAUCCGCACGCAGAUUGGCACGGCGCUCACAAGACGUCUCAGCCAGCGACCCACCGCUGAGGAGCUGGAGCAAAGAAACAUCCUCCAACCUAAAAAUCAGGCUGACAGACAAGCGGAAGUUCGGGAGAUUAAGCGACGACUGACCAGAAAGCUGAGUCAAAGACCCACAGUUGCAGAACUGCAGGCGAGAAAAAUUUUGCGAUUCCACGAAUAUGUGGAAGUCACAGAUGCCCAAGACUAUGAUCGCAGGGCAGACAAACCGUGGACCAAGCUGACUCCUGCUGAUAAGGCAGCCAUUCGGAAAGAGCUUAACGAUUAUAAAAGUACUGAAAUGGAGGUUCACGAAGAGAGCAGAAUCUACACAAGGUUUCACCGGCCUUAGCCUCUCCGCCUUCUUCACCUGGUGAAUGAAGCACUUAAGGUCUUCGUGGCAAGCAUCUGCUGACUGUGCAGACAGAUUGCCCUUUCUCAUUUCCUGAAUGUACUCUACAUUUGAUCAGGGACAGCCUGGAACUGACAUGAAUGCUUCUCGCGUCCCUUCCAUUUACCCUCACACGGCAUUGCUUUCAGCCAACGGAAGCGGUAGUGGUUUGGAGAUGAUGCAGAUGCAGUAUUUUUUUUUUCCCGGACAACAGGGGGUAACCAUGUGCCAACCAAAAUGGUGACAUUUACAAAGGACCUAACAGUACAGGGCUGCUUCUCGCUCUGCUGUAAUGUGGCGGCCCUCAGGGACCUGGAAUCUAGUCAAUACCUUUAAAUGCGGCCUCAUUCUGUGUUGCCUUUUUUUCUUCUCUACUGUAUAUGGAAACGCUAACUCAUUUGUCUUGUUAAUGUGAGAACAUAAAAUAAUAAUAGUAAAGAAAAAAUGUUCAUUUCUAGUACUCCACACAAUAAUAUUGGAGAUGACGCAUGGCAUUAGCCAGUGUGGACUGGAGGUUGAAGACUGGGAUAUUCUGUUUUAGGGUUGAACAUCUCUGGGAUAUUGUGUGUUUUUAUAUUAACUGUACAGAUUGCUAUUAUAAUAAUACGUUAGAAUGAAACUUGCAAAGAUCUAAUUACAAAGUAUUGUGUCAUGCACAAGAUAUUUUAUAUUCAAGUUUUGAUCACAUCGUUAGUGACGGCUUUUUUGUUUUUGAUUUUUUUUUUUUUUUUUUUUUUGGGCUUGGCUGUAUUUAUCGUUGUGAUGUGCGCUGGCCAUUUAAGCGUGAGUGUAGAAAUAGAAAAGAAAGUGCAGGCCAGGAUGCUCUUGGUGAGUUUGUGUGCCAAUGUACCCAAUGCCUAGUAAAUAUAGGAUAUUGGUAUUCAUAUCAUCUAUUUCUGAAAUCUGCAUGAGCCAAUAAGGAUCCCCCCGUUCCCAGGAUCUGGAUAUCCUCUCUUCAUUUCUACUUUUCUAUGAGUUUUUUCUACUUCCCUUUAAAAUCACACAGGCAAGACAUUUCUGUAGCCAUUUUCUGAUAAGGUCAUGUUGGUGUUGUCUGCUAAGAAUCCAAUGUAAAUUGCUGUUGUUAGUAGAUCAGGGAUUUAUCACAAAAGAAAUCAUAAUACAUGUGAACGGUCAACAGGGGAUCAUUUUGGCUGGAAUUUUCUUUUUUGUUUGUUUUUUUUUCAAUUUUGUAGUGUUGUCUGGCCAGUAGCUUACAGGGUUCUCUAUGCUGUGUACAGGUGGAUAUAGGUUUAACUGAUGCUUGUGUAUAUCUUGUCUUCCUUUCGUUUGAAAAGAAAUUUUAAAUAAAGUGUUAUAGGUUGCUAUUUUUUUAAGCACAAAUAUCUUAGUUUAUGAUUAAAAUGCUACAAGAAUGGGAAUAUCAAUGUGUACCCUUUCUGUAAAACUAAGUUCAUUUUUAAUUGAAUGUGAAGAUGUUUGGACUGAUAGUUCUUUUCCUUUUAACUGUACAUAGUAACAUCUGGAUCUAAUUAAAAAUCUUACAGCUUGAA
This is a messenger RNA of Doryrhamphus excisus (bluestripe pipefish), 4468 nucleotides long. NCBI's taxonomy places the organism in Eukaryota, Metazoa, Chordata, Actinopteri, Syngnathiformes, Syngnathidae. The record is from RefSeq and is a predicted model, not a curated record.